Molecule: messenger RNA, 2004 nt
Organism: Talaromyces marneffei
Lineage: Eukaryota; Fungi; Ascomycota; Eurotiomycetes; Eurotiales; Trichocomaceae
Exons: 7
Coding region: 1-2004 (667 amino acids)
Cellular component (GO): microtubule; cytoplasm; membrane
Molecular function (GO): microtubule binding; GTPase activity; GTP binding
Source: RefSeq, a predicted model, not a curated record
AUGGUUGUUCAUAUGUCUGACCACCAUGGCUCACUUGCGGACCCGGCUUUACUGGACAAGAUCGACAAGCUAUUUGCUUGCAACGUUGGUGAAUACACCAACCUACCCCAACUUGUUGUGGUGGGAGAUCAGUCUAGUGGUAAAAGCUCGGUAUUGGAGGGGUUGACAAGGCUCGCCUUUCCUCGAGAUAGCGGCUUAUGUACUAGAUUUGCUACACAAAUCAUCUUUCGAAGGACCGAGACUGGAGAGAGAACUAUUACUGCCACUAUUAUACCAGGCAGCAACGCAACUAAUGCUUCUCAGCUGAGAGAAUGGAAGGUAACGGAUUUGCAGUCUCUGGAUGUUACUGCAUUCUCUAAGAUGAUGACAGAAGUCCACGCACUCAUGGGUCUUUCUAUAUCAAAGGAAGACAGUUUGCCAACAUUUUCAAGCAACGUGUUGCGACUGGAGAUUUGCGGUCCGGAGGAAGAUCACUUGAGUGUGAUUGACGUGCCUGGCAUUUUUCGAAACACGACGCCCGGGGUUACGACCAAGGAGGACAAAGAUAUGGUACGAGGAAUGGUUCUUGAAUAUAUGAGAAACCCACGCUCUAUCAUGCUCACAGUCGUACCGGCAAACGUGGAUAUUGCAACUCAAGAAAUCAUUGAUAUGGCGAGAGAGAUAGAUCCAGAAGGAAAUAGAACAUUGGGAGUUCUCACAAAACCAGACCUGGUCGACAAAGUUAGGUUGGAUCUUGAAGAGAACUUUCGCCUCACCGCGCCUUGGAACAUUAUUAGCAAAGAUCGUUUUGGUAUCCGGGCCUUGAAGACCCGUUUGCAAGAAACCGUAACCGCCAACGCUCGUGAAGCCUUCCCACAUGUACUUGGGGCGGAACGUGACACCCAAGAGCAGCAGCUGGCAUAUCUAUUAGGCAUCAUGGCCUCUUUCCAGGACAUCACGCAGAAAGCUUUGUCCACGAACUACAGCUACAGUGGUUUUUUUGAUAGUCAUACAGAACUCCGUUUUGCUACGAGAAUUGUGAAUCGAAAUGACAACUUCUCCACUGAUAUGGCUUUGUGGGGGCACAAAUACAAGUUUGCGCAAGAUUCUGAUGAAGAUAAUGACUCUGAUUCGGAGGUAAAUCACGAUGAUGACGACGGUAUGGAUGACUUCCUUGCUCCAGCUGAAGUAGCAAAAUUGGAAAUUAGAAAAGUCAGCGACGUGCCUGAUUUGGAAGACCUUCUUCACAACAUGGAGAUACACGAUGUUAUAACCCCGAGGACUCAGAUACGCUCUUGGAUUGAGAAUCAAUACCGCAACUCACAAGGCUUUGAAAUUGGGACGUUAAACGUCACCUUGAUUUCCACGACCAUGAAACAGCAGUCUGACCAUUGGACAUCAAUCGCACAUGGCUAUAUUAGCGACGUGGUUACCAUGACGCACCGAUUCAUUUUAACAGCCUUAGAUAUAGCUUGUCCAGAUGAUCGAGUUCGGCGCAAUUUGAUGUCGGUCUUGAUGGAAAGGCUUUUGGAUCGAUACAAAAAUGCUAUUGACAAAGUGAAUUUUCUUCUCAAUGUCGAACGAUCAGGGACACCCUUGACUCUCAACCACUAUCUCAACUCCAAUAUUGAAAAAUGUCGACAAAAACGGUUCUCGUCCGUUGUAGCGAAGAAAACAUUUAAUGAUAAUUCACACGGAAAAGUGGUUCGAUUGGAAGAUAUAACCCAUCAACAUCAUAUGAGCAACGAAACGCAUGCCGUGCAGGAGAUUCAUGACAUACUGCAGUCCUAUUACAAAGUAGCCCGAAAGCGGUUCGUGGACAAUAUUUGUUUGCAUGCGGUAGACUACCAUCUCGUGACAGAUCCAGAAACUCCAAUGGGUCUGUUUUCUCCUUCAUUUGUGGGAAGCCUUUCUAAAGAACAGCUUGAGGAUAUUGCUGGGGAGGAAGGGGCACUGAAGCGCAAACGGCGUCAGCUUGGUAAGAAGAUUAAGGAUCUUCAGGAAGCUAGAAAAGUACUAUUCUGA